CUCGGCUAAUGCAUGGAUGGACGGACGGCUGGACGGGAUUGAACUGGACGAUGAUGAUGAUGAGGUAGAUAGUGGGGAAGUAGAAGAAGAAGGGAAAAGAAAGCCCGCAGCUAUUAUUCUCGACAAAUCACCUGUUAUGCCGUUGCCCAUAGACACGUCAAAUUACCCAGCAACACAACUCUCUACCAGUAUCCUCAGGCUACAGCAUGCAGAUUCAAUGGCAAUCUGCAGCCUGCAGCCUAUGCAGACAAACAAAAGAAGGAUCGCAUGUCCUGGCUCAGGAAGAAAAACAAAAUCCAAAUUGAAAAAUAAGCGAAGCAAAAGCAAGCCCCCAGCCAAGACCGCUGGCUCUCAUCCUCCCCCAAUGGCGUUGUCGGCUGCUAUAUUUAUAGAAAAUAGAUUACUUGCUCUACCGACUCCAAGACCAGGUGUCUAUGCACUCCGAGUCCUCCGUGGACCACCCAUCAUCAUCCAAACAAGCAACAGACAAUGGUCAAGAACAACACCCUCCUCAGACUGUUCGAUUUCUUCACCAUAGCCGCCAUCAGCUCGAACCCGCAUGAUCUUCACAUUCAACGAAUCAUUCGGCAUACCUCGAUGAGUAGGCAGGGUCAGGGUCACUUUCCUUCACGGGAUCAUGCAGACGAAGUGAAGUGAAGUCAAGGUCAAGAGCCCGAGUAAUAGCAAUAGUAUAGUAUCACUAUGGACUACUCCCCGCUGUGGCGUGGACUGUGCCCCUCUUUUCGACUUCGACCACGAGUCCAUGCUCAGGAUGGAUCAGGUACACUACUGACCACAAUAGACUCGUAGUACGGUUACG
Messenger RNA from Aspergillus novofumigatus IBT 16806, 820 nucleotides. RefSeq lists its product as uncharacterized. The transcript is spliced from 2 exons. The record is from RefSeq and is a predicted model, not a curated record. Bases 17 to 538 code for a protein of 173 amino acids. Lineage: Eukaryota; Fungi; Ascomycota; Eurotiomycetes; Eurotiales; Aspergillaceae.